Oncorhynchus gorbuscha (pink salmon) is the source of this 3314-nucleotide messenger RNA. RefSeq names its product netrin 1b (gene ntn1b). The transcript has 7 exons. Gene Ontology annotation, molecular function: protein binding. NCBI's taxonomy places the organism in Eukaryota, Metazoa, Chordata, Actinopteri, Salmoniformes, Salmonidae. The record is from RefSeq and is a predicted model, not a curated record. Bases 269 to 2071 code for a protein of 600 amino acids.
GACAAGAGACAGAGGUAGACGGAGGUGUGACUGAGUGGAAGACAGAGUCAGGGAAGCUAAUAGCGAGCUGGUCCUUCCAAUUUAUGUCUAGAAACCCAGAAAAGGCAAACUAGCGGUAGAUUUUCGUGCGUAAAAAAGAGAGUAGGCUGCCCUCUAUAUUCUUAAGUUUUACAACACUUCUCUUCCAGGCUGAACAGUUAUUCGGAGGUAGUGUCCUCUGUGGAGUUUUCUUUGUCUCCGCAAGUGACACUAAAGAGCACGGAUUACAAUGAUAAGGAUUUUAGAGGUUUGGGUCACCUCGGUGGCCAUUUCUCUGCUGGUUAAGGGGGCUCUUGGAGGUUAUGGGAUGAGUAUGUUUGCUGCCCAGUCGUCCCCUCCAGACCCAUGCUAUGAUGAGAACGGCAACCCCCGGAGGUGCAUCCCCGAUUUCGUGAACUCGGCUUUCGGGAAGGACGUGCGCGUCUCCAGCACCUGUGGAACCCCGGCCUCAAGGUACUGCGCCGUGACCGAGAAGGGUGAGGAGAGGACUAGGGAUUGCCACACCUGCGAUUCAGGGGACCCAAAGAAAACUCAUCCACCUGCGUAUUUAACUGAUUUGAACAACCCUCAUAACCUCACCUGCUGGCAGUCAGAAAACUAUGUCCAGUAUCCUCAGAACGUCACGUUCACUUUGUCAUUGGGUAAAAAAUUUGAGGUCACCUAUGUGAGCUUGCAGUUCUGUUCACCCCGACCCGAAUCUAUGGCUAUCUUUAAGUCCAUGGACUAUGGCAAAUCCUGGGUUCCUUUCCAAUUCUACUCUACCCAGUGUAAGAAGAUGUAUAACAAGCAGAAUAAGGCGGCAAUUACCAAGCAGAAUGAACAAGAGGCGAUUUGCACAGAUUCUCACACGGACAUGCACCCGCUGACAGGUGGGCUCAUUGCGUUCAGCACCUUGGAUGGCAGACCCUCGGCGCACGACUUCGACAACUCUCCGGUGCUGCAGGACUGGGUGACAGCCACCGACAUCAAGGUUACGUUCAGCCGACUGCACACGUUUGGGGAUGAGAACGAGGACGACUCGGAGCUGGCUAGAGAUUCCUACUUUUACGCGGUAUCAGACCUGCAGGUUGGCGGGCGGUGCAAGUGCAGCGGUCACGCUUCAAAGUGCGUUAAAGAAAGGGAAGGAAACCUGGUAUGCGAGUGCAAGCACAACACCGCGGGGCCGGAAUGUGACAGGUGCAAACCUUUCCACUAUGACCGUCCUUGGCAGCGCGCAACCGCAAGAGAGGCAAACGAAUGUGUUGCCUGCCACUGUAACCUGCACGCCCGGCGCUGUCGCUUCAACAUGGAGCUGUACAAGCUGUCUGGGCGGAGGAGCGGAGGAGUCUGUCUCAACUGCCGUCACAACACGGCCGGACGCCACUGCCACUACUGCAAGGAGGGCUUCUUCCGGGACAUGUCCAAGGCCAUCUCCCACAGGAGGGCCUGCAAAGCGUGUGAUUGUCAUCCAGUUGGCGCAGCCGGCAAGACCUGCAACCAAACCACCGGCCAGUGUCCCUGCAAGGACGGCGUGACCGGCAUCACCUGCAACCGCUGUGCCAAGGGCUACCAGCAGAGCCGCUCUCCUAUCGCCCCCUGCAUAAAGAUUCCAGUUGCAUCGCCCACCUCCACCUAUACCAGCUCUGAAGAGCCCUUAGACUGUGAUUCUCACUGCAAGGCAUCCAAGGGCAAGCUGAAGAUCAACAUGAAGAAGUACUGCAAGAAAGACUAUGCUGUCCAAGUGCACGUCCUCAAAGGAGACAAGGCAGGGGAGUGGUGGAAGUUUACCGUGAACAUCAUCUCCAUCUACAAGCAAGGUGAACAACGCAUCCGGCGCGGUGACCAGCUCCUGUGGGUGCGUGCCAAGGACGUGGCCUGCAAGUGCCCCAAGAUCAAGCUUGGCAGGAAGUACCUGCUGCUGGGCACGGAUGACGACUCCCCCGGGCAGAGUGGCGUGGUGGCGGACAAGGGCAGCCUGCUCAUCCCCUGGAAGGACCUGUGGGGCCGGAGACUGAGGAAGUUCCAACAGCGCGACAAGAGGGGCAAGUGUUAAGAGGAGCCAGAGAGGAGAGAGAGGGGGCUCACCUCGAGUCUGAGGAACACAGGAGGAGGAGAAAGAAAGGGGAAACACCAGAGGGAGAGAGGAAAGAGGGAGAGGUGAAGUGAACAGAGAGAGAGAGAGAGAGAGAGAGAGGAAGUGACUGAGUGCUGCUGCUUUGAGUAGAAGAAAAAAGAGUGAAGGAGCUCUUUUUACAGUUGCUGUUCUGUUUGUCCUUCAAGGUUUGUUUCAUUGUGGAAUUGCAGAGUUUGCACCUAAUAUUUCAGAUAAGUUACUUAUUUUUUGUUUUAUUCAUGAUACCGUUAUUUUUAUAUUUCCAGUUCAUUUCUACAGAACAUCAGAAAAAAAUCUACUGUAUCACAUUUCUGUGUUAAAAAAAAUAUAUAUAUAUAUAUACAUAUAUAUAUAUAUUGUUUAAAGUUUUUUCUAGCAAGCUGAGGUGGCACGGCAUGGCUUAAGGGGAAUCUCUCUCAUGUUUAAUGAGAGGCUCCUGUUUGCCAGGCCUUGUCAAGAUAAACUGUGUAAACUGCUAAGAGUGUUAACACGUUAAAAUUGAUCAUUUAAACUAGGUUUUACUGUGGUUUCGGAAUAUACUUGUAAAAAUGGGAGAGAAAAAACAGAAACAAAAACAAGCCAGCUAUUGCCAGUUACCUUUCUUCUUUAAGAGCUCCUCAUGUGGUUGUUACCUCAUUAUUACUGCUAACUAUGUCAUCAAAAUGAAAGUACCAUGAAGAAGUUGCUCCUCAGAUACAUACAUUUCCUUGCCAUCCUGACAGUGUGGUUGUGACCUCAGCAAAAUAAAAGUACCAGUAGGCACGAUAUAAUUAUACAAUAUAUUUGUAUUUAGACAGCACUCUGUUCUCAACUAGAAGAACUAAAAUAGAUGAGUUGACCAUGCACUUAAUGUUUAGUCCUUUAGUAUUCAACAGUAUUCAGAACAUAUAAGAUAUGUUCAGUGUUUAAUGGCACCAUGCAGGAUACAAACUAACAUACUGUAUGGUUUUAGAAACAUCAUCAAAGAACUAAUGUAUGUCCAUUCAUGAUUGUUCAAACUGAGACCACACAUGUCACUGAUUAUGUGCUGCCUUUGGCCUUUGGUCCUGGAACCUAAUGUCCACUGACUCUGUGUCAUUGAUUGAUGCAUCUGGUUUGCUAUCCUGUUCACGUUUGUUAAAAUACGAAGUACUGCUUGAACAUCCCACUGAGCAUUGACCUGUUUCUGCUGGUAAAGGACUGA